CCGGGCGAAACUUUUUUUGCUGUGUGGAGAGGGAGAUGGUCGAAAUCGUAUACUUGGGGUCUGGCGCCGACCUUGACGACGUGCAACGCUCAAGGGCCGGCCAACUCUGUUGCAUGACCCUUCCCAGCCUCGGCACCGCCCACGGGCCCGCAGUCCCAAUCAACCAAGAACCAGCCAGCCAGACGCCCCCAUGAAGAGGGCAUGUCUGAGGAGAUGGCCGGGCCAGCUGCUCGUCGCCCGGCCAUCACCACACCCUCCCGCCAGCACGCGAGCGAUGGCCACGGCCUCCCUCCCCAGAACACGCACACAUACACCUACAACAACAGCAGCAGCAAGUAUACGGCAGCCGUGGCAGCAGCAGCCGCGCCGCCAACAGCACAGCGCAGCCGAAGCAACCGCCUAUGAGGACCUCCAUGGCGACGAGGCCGUCCAGGAGGGGCUGUGGCCGUCGCCGCUCCCGGAGCGCGCGCUGCACUCUGCCAAGCUGGCGGCGCUGCACGCGCGGCUCUCGCUGCCGGACAAGCUGCCGCUCCAGACGCUGGCGCGCGCGCUCGUGGACCCGUCAGCCGACGCCGACUCACGCUUCAACAACGCCAACCUGGCCUACGUGGGGCACGCGCUCGUCAACUACCUAGCCAACGAGUGGCUGAUCUGCACGUACCCGCGCCUGCCCUUCUCGGUCGCCGCGGCCGCCACCAGGGGCUACGCCGGGCCCGAGGCCCUCGCCAAGGUGGCCCGGUCCUGGGGAGUCGAGGCCGCGGCCGAGCCCGGCAACGAGGUCGACCCGGGCCUGCUGCAGUUCUCGACGACCCGGCCCCGCGGCGUCGCCACGAGGUGGGGCUACGUGAGGCCCUACGCCGAGCGCAUCGAGACGCUCGGCUGGAGGCACAGCCUGCACAGCCGCGUCGUCAUGGACGACGAGUUCGGCGACGCCCUCCCCGCGGGGCCGCCGUCGCCGCCGCGCCGCCGCAGGGGGGGCGAGGGCGAGGAGAGCGCGCGGGGACAGGAGGAGGGGGAGAACGGCGGCCCCCUGCCCGAGCUCAAGCUUGACAAGCGGCUGCAGGCGCAGGACGCGCACGCCGACCUGGUGCGCGCCGUCGCCGGCGCCCUCUACGCGCACUGCGGGCGCGAGGUAGCCGUCGGCUUCGUAAAGGCCCACGUGCUGUCGCGGCGCUUGGACCUGGCCUCGCUCUUCGGGUUCCGGAACCCGAUCCGGGAGCUGGCCACGCUCUGCAAGCGCGAGGAGUUCGAGCAGCCCGUCGCCCGCAUGCUGUCCGAGACGGGCCGCUCCUCGCGCACCCCCGUCUUCGUCGUCGGCAUCUUUAGCGGCGCCGACAAGCUCGGCGAGGGCGCCGCCGCGACGCUGCCCCACGCCCGCCACGUCGCCGCCAUGAACGCCCUCAAGGCCUGGUACCUCUACAGCCCCGGGCCCCACGCCAGGCUCCCCGGCGAGAUGCUAGUCGAGGGCGCCAGGCCGUGGGAGCCCGUGCACGUGGACCCCGGCGAGGUCAUCUAGUAUGGGCGACCGUCGGGUGGGGGUGGGAAGGACAUGUUCCCGAGAGUGCAGCGGCGGCAUCUUGCGGCUGGAUGGCAUGCUAGAAAAGAGUGUCUGCUGUCUUUCGGAAUGUACUGUACAAAUAAACAAGUAAAAAAAAAAGCAUUGUGACGUAACUACCGCCGUAUCCAUGUUGGCGAAGGGCCUGGUUAUCUCAGGAG
Gaeumannomyces tritici R3-111a-1 is the source of this 1716-nucleotide messenger RNA. Its product is annotated as 60S ribosomal protein L3. Lineage: Eukaryota; Fungi; Ascomycota; Sordariomycetes; Magnaporthales; Magnaporthaceae. The record is from RefSeq and is a predicted model, not a curated record. Gene Ontology annotation, cellular component: nucleus. Gene Ontology annotation, molecular function: ribonuclease III activity; double-stranded RNA binding. Bases 191 to 1516 code for a protein of 441 amino acids. Gene Ontology annotation, biological process: regulation of gene expression; primary miRNA processing; rRNA processing. The transcript has a single exon.